Molecule: messenger RNA, 3567 nt
Organism: Pneumocystis carinii B80
Lineage: Eukaryota; Fungi; Ascomycota; Pneumocystomycetes; Pneumocystales; Pneumocystaceae
Exons: 8
Coding region: 46-3522 (1158 amino acids)
Biological process (GO): endosomal transport; endocytosis
Cellular component (GO): plasma membrane; cytoplasm
Molecular function (GO): protein binding; calcium ion binding
Source: RefSeq, a predicted model, not a curated record
AUUUGAGUAGAUAUAUUGAAGAGAAAAAGAUAUUAAAGCUAAGAAAUGAAUUCAAAAGCACAAAAAACUUUGGAACAUGAUAUAUUGGUUAAUUUAACACCAGAAGAAAAUGAGGCUUAUGAAAAACUUUUUUCAGAAGCAGAUCCGGAUAAUAUUGGAGUUCUUUUAGGGGAGAAUUCAAUUAAUUUUUUUGAAAAAACGGGACUUUCACCUCAAAUUCUGGGAGAAAUAUGGAAAAUUGCAGAUAAUGAGAAUAUGGGGUUUCUUACGCGAAAAAGAUUUGAUAUUGCACUUCGUUUAAUAGGACAUGCCCAAGAAGGGCGCCGACCGAGUAUUGAUUUAAUUAAUUUAAAAUGCCCAUUGCCAAAAUUUAAUACAAAAAAAUCCAUAAAUUGGAAUAUACCAUCUCAGCCUCCUGAAAGAAUACCAUUAAUAACAACAGAAGAAAGAAAUCGUUAUCAUAGUAUGUUUAAAAAUCUUAAAUUAACUAAUGGUUUUAUAAAAGGUUCGCAAGCAAAAUCAAUAUUCUUACGAACACAUUUGUCAAAUGAAAUAUUAGGUCAAAUAUGGAACUUAGUUGAUAUUCAUCAUCGAGGCGCUUUAAAUAUUACAGAAUUCACAGUUGCUAUGCAUUUAAUUCAUUCAUUUAUAAAUGGUUCAUUAAAAAAAAUACCAUCUAUUUUACCUCUUUGGGUUUUUAAUAUGGCUAUUGGAAAAACAUAUAGUCAUGAAUCUUCUCAUAAGGCAACUCCUGAAUAUUCAGGUGCAAAAAGUAUUAGUAAUCUAAGUGAAAAGGAUUUUUCUAAUAAUUUAUCACACAAACAUUAUAAACAUCAACAUGUACACAGUCAACCCAAUCUUUUUUUUGAGAUUGAUGCAAUUCCAUCGAAUGAUUGGAAUAUAAAACCACAAGAAAGAUUUCAAUAUAGUAAUCUUUUUAAAUCGAUUAAUAAAGCUAAUGAAGAUUAUUUAACUGGAGAUGAAGCGGUGUCCUUUUUUCUAUCAUCAAAGUUACCUGAAAAGACUUUAGCACAUAUAUGGGAUUUAGCAGACCUAGAUAAAAGCGGGAAACUUAAUAAAGAAGAAUUUAUCAUAGCAAUGCAUCUUAUACGACAAAAAUUAGCAGGUGUGGGCCUUCCAGCGUCUCUACCGCAAGAAUUAAUGCCACCUUUUUUACAAAAAAAUCCUUCGCAAGAGAAUACGUAUUUCUUAUCAUCAUCUAAUCAGGAACCAUCUGGCUCUAUAGCAACUGAAUCAUUCGAUAUAAAUAAUUCUUUUUCUUCACAAGUUCAAACUACAUCACCAUCUCUUCCAUCAUCAGUUUUUUCAAUUAAACAAAUUCCUACUGAUCCGUAUGCCGAAGCUUCAACUAUAAUGCCAUCUCCAGAUUCUGUGUUUUCACCAUCAUGUUCUCAUCCACAAACACCAUCUGUUCAUCCAUCUCAAAGAACACCUUUUAUUUCUACAACUACUUUUAAACAAUCUAUCGCAUCAUCUGUUACUCCAAAUACUAAGGCUUCUCUUCAAAAACCAUCUAAUACAGUAGUGGAUUUGUUAAGUGAUACGAGUAUUGAUAAUCCUGAAAAAAAUGAUAAUAAUACUAAUGAAAUGGAUAAUACUUCUAGUAAAAUUUCUUCUCUUUCUAAACAAAUACAAGAAUUAAAACAAACAGUCACUUUGACAGAAUCUGAGUUAAAAGCCUCUAAUAAUGAGAACUCUGAAAUUGAAGAAAGAUUAUCACAGAUUUAUAUUUUAUAUAAAAAAGAAGUAAAAGCUGUUCAAAAAAUUCAAGAACAUCUUGCGGAAUCUCAUGCAACUACACAAAAACUAAAACAAAAAUAUUCAGUUCUUAAAACAAAAUUAUAUGCUUUGCAAAAUCAAAAACAGGAACAGCUUGAAGAUUUAAAACAUAAUACAGAUGAAAAUAUCAAAUUACAACAUAAAAUAGAAUUAAUGAAUAGUCAAUUGUCUUCUUUAAAAGAAGAGCUAGAACAUAUUGGGAAAGAUUCAUUAGGCCAAAAAAAUAUGAUUAUGAUGGGCAAAAAACAAUUAUCUAUAUUCGAAGAUAAUUAUACGCAAUUGAAAGCCAGUAUUGAUAAAGAUAUAACAAUAGAUGAUACCAAUGAAAAUAAUGACGCUGAUUCUGUUUUAUCUACUAGCAAUCAAUCAUCAAAUCCAUUUCAUCAACUAUCUGAUUCUAAUGAAACAAAACAAAUAUCCCCAUUGUUUAUUCCUUCAUGUGAUAAAAUUGAUAUCAAAGAUCAAUCAAACAUGCAAGACAAUUCUAUUAAAGAUUUAUCAUCAAACAUGAAUUUAGAGAUUCUAAAAAGACAUGAUAGUUUAUCAGAGUCUUUAGAUUCAUCAGUAGUUGUUCAAGCUCCUGAAUCUACUCCUGGAAAAUUAUCUAGAAUAAGUUCUUAUCCUGGGACACCUAUACCGUGGAUUAUGAAUAAAAGCAGUUCUCCGAAAAUUUUAAGUGAAUUAUCUUCAAACUUUGAUUCCGAUAUCUUUCUUAAGGAUCCUUCUACAGAAAAGUUUGAAUUUUAUAAAGAGAAUUCAUAUUACGGCUUAGAAGUUACAAAUGCCUCUAAUAAUUCUAAAAAAAAUUUAGAUAAAUCAUCUGACGAGAAUGAAUUUAAAAAAGGUACAUUUAAUGUAAAUAAUUUAGAUACAGAAUUAUUAUAUCCAUCCAACAAUAAAGAAGAUACUUCAUUGGAUCCACGUUCUGGAUUGGAUGAUAUUUUAUAUAAAGACUGCGAUAUCAGAUAUUCGAGAAUUCAGAAUACAACUUUACCAGAGGAAAAUAUAAGAAGACUUCCUGGGACGUUUCCAAUAGAUUCUGAUACCCGAAUAAUGAACCAAGAAAUUUACUAUACGUUUAAUGAUAAGGAGGAAAGUAUAAAAGAUAAUAAAACUAAGAACAGAACAGAAAAUACAUAUUUUGAUACGCUUUUGUUUCAAAAUACUAAUGAUGUUACAACUAAGAAAAAUAAGGCGGACUUCGAUGAGACAUUUUCAAAUUUUAUUGCUGAAUCAGAUGACUUUUCUAAAAAUGACAACUUUGCAUCAAAGUUUCCACCUAUUGAAGAUUUUCAUAAUUUAUCUGAAUCUAAUGACACUAAUGAUUCUAAUAAUGAUUUAAAUGUUCAAAAUAAGGACACUGUCAUUAAUUUAUCUACAUUCGAUACUGAUUAUAAUGUUUCUUAUAAUACAAAGACAUCCACAACUGAUGAAAAUAAUAUAAUGAUGUCUAAUACUUCACAAUUAUUAAUCAGUAAUUUCGAAAAAACUCAAUCUAAAGAAUCUUUAUCAAAUUUACACAAUUUCGAUUCAAAUAAUACCGAAACUUCAAAUAUUACCUCCCAAUUAGAUAAUACAUCAGGAAAUUGCGAUGAUAAACGACUUUAUAAUCUUAUUACGCCAAAUGAUCCCAAUACUUUCGACUCUGAUUUUUCUACUCAAAAUGUCGAAUUUAAUACUCUUUUCACUCAACCUUUUCAUCAAGAAUCCACACAUGAUUAAGAUGCUAUUAACUACACUAACUGCUUCUUUCUAACUGCUUCUUUC